This is a messenger RNA of Parascedosporium putredinis, 1302 nucleotides long. Lineage: Eukaryota; Fungi; Ascomycota; Sordariomycetes; Microascales; Microascaceae. The record is from the annotation of a GenBank genome assembly.
AUGAAGUCACCGAUCCCCGAUUACCUCAACCAGGUGUUGAACGCCGUUCGUCCAAUCGAAGAUGGCGCGCCCGCCGGCUACAUUGAUGUUUUGGCGAAAGCUGACACGUCCAAGAUGGCAGUGGCCCUCGCCACGGUGGACGGCACCAUCUACUCGGCCGGCGACGACCAGGUAGAAUUCUCCAUCCAGUCCAUCUCCAAGGCCUUUGUCUACGCCAUCGCGAUUUACGAUGCCGGCAUCGACGGAGUCCUCGCCAAGAUUGGAGUGGAGCCUUCCGGAGAUCGCUUCAACGAGCUUUCUCUCGAGCGCGAGACCAACCGGCCCAUGAACCCCAUGAUCAACGCCGGCGCCAUAACCGCGCACUCCCUGGUGGGCGGCGUCAAUUCUACCGCCGAGGACCGCACCACCCGCAUUUUAUUGAUGUUGUCCAAGCUCGCCGGCCGGCAGCUUCACGUCGACGAAGAAGUCUACGAAGCCGAACUCAAAGACGCCUUUCGCAACAUUGGCCUCGCCUACAUGCUCAAGGCCGCAGGGAUCCUGAAUGCAGCCCGGAAGAUGCCGUCCGGGUGCUCCAUCAACGUCAACGUGCGGGACCUCGCCAUGAUGGCCGCCACCCUCGCGAACGCCGGGGUCCACCCCAUCACGGGCGAAAAAGUCAUUUCCCAGGGGAGCGUGCGUCAAGUCCUUUCCGUCAUGACCACCUGCGGCAUGUACGACGCCGCCGGCGACUGGGUCUCCAACAUUGGCAUCCCCGCGAAAAGCGGCCUCGACCACCACGGCAAUAGCGUCCGAGGCGUGGCCAUGUGCCAGCGCCUUUCGUCGGACAUGGGUCUCCACAUGAUGGACAUUAGCCAGAUUGGUCGGUCGACCGUCCGCAAGUCCGUCAUCACCUUGGAUACCGCGCCCGGUGCCGACGCCCACGGCCGGCUGGAAAUUCCCGUGCGGUCCGGUUCUCGGGCGCUGAGCUUCUCACGCACUGUUGCGCGGGAUCUCAACCAACCCGUCGAAGGUGAUCCGAGCUCGGGGUGCAACGCCGUAUGUCCUGCCGUCGUCUUCUCGCUCCGCGCCACCAUUUCCCUGAGCGCCGUUGCCCAGAGGAUUCUGCGAGAAAACAUCCGCCGGCUGCACGCCGAUUCGAAAAAGGUCUUCGUGGUCGAUCCGGCAAGGGUGCUGGAGGUGGACGAAAUGGCCGAGAACGAAAAGCCCGUCAUGGUUCGUACCGUCGACGACGUGAUGGCGCUCGUGGGGGCAAGGGCUGCCGCGUUAUCGCUGACGAGGGCGAUUGAAGUUCAUCUUCCAUGA